UGGGGAAGAAAUGCGGAAAACAUACGAUGUGUAUUUACCCUGAAGGAAAAGUGGGAGCAGCUUGUAAAGGAUUCCUGAACGUACCUUUCACUGACGGAGAAAUUGAAGCGAUCGUUGAUAUGCAUAACACAAUAAGAAAUAAGGUAGCACUAGGAUUGGAAACCAGAGGCGACCCCGGACCUCUUCCGCAGGCAUCCAACAUGAAAGCCUUAGAAUGGGACCAUGAACUGGCUCUUGUGGCAGGUCGAUGGGCCGACCAGUGCAUCUUCACUUACGAUAUAUGUAGAGAUGUCGCGCGAUAUCCAGUUGGACAAAAUAUUGCGAAAGGAAGUUACGCCUUCAAUAAUGCCAUUUCGUUCAUCUUUGACUGGUACGAUAGUGUUGAUAUGUUGAAAGAGGAAGACAUAAGAUUUUUCAAGAUCAAGUCCACUGAUGCUUUGUCCCAAUUUACACAACUAAUAUGGGCGGAAACCUACCAAAUUGGUUGCGCAAGGGUUGUUUUUCAACAAGCAAACGGCGCAAAUGUUACCUACAGGGAACAGUUCAUCUGCAAUUAUGGGCCCACAGGAAACAUACCAAGCCAGACAAUAUACAAAAUUGGCGAGCCCUGUUCCAACUGCGCAGAUGGUACUGCUUGUACUGUGGAGUAUCAGGGAUUGUGCGGGCGUGAAAUGGCUUUCGACAUCUCUUUGGAGAGGCAUGUGGAGAAAAAGAAUCGGGUCCAAAAUGACGACAAUGGAAGCCGGUUUGGUGGUUCCAACAUUUUUUUGAAUAUUUUUUACUAUACCCUCUCGAUGUAUGUGAUAUUACUGUAAAACAGUGUCUAUUUUUACAUUGGCCCGUUUGUAUAUUUUUUUAUUUUUAUUAUAUUUUGAUGUUUACUUUGU
Leptinotarsa decemlineata (Colorado potato beetle) is the source of this 887-nucleotide messenger RNA. RefSeq names its product venom allergen 5. The record is from RefSeq and is a predicted model, not a curated record. Lineage: Eukaryota; Metazoa; Arthropoda; Insecta; Coleoptera; Chrysomelidae.